Molecule: messenger RNA, 315 nt
Organism: Staurois parvus
Lineage: Eukaryota; Metazoa; Chordata; Amphibia; Anura; Ranidae
Source: the annotation of a GenBank genome assembly
AUGUAUGUGAAAUGGUUUUAUACAGGAAUGUUUUACUAUGUGAUUUUAGUGUAUUUAGUGAAUGUCACUUUUUGUCAUUUUCAAACUUCCCGCUGUUCCUUCCCCCUGUACGUCCCGAUGCUCGCAGGGGACGGAACCCAGAUGACAGAUGCCGGCAUCAGCCGAGGACAUUACAGGGGACAAUGCAGGAGGGACAUCGCUGGAGCGCAGGACAAGGUAAGAGAAGAACAGAUCCCGGAGCAAUGCUGCAGGGUAUUCCUGAGUGUAGCUCGGGGUUACCGCUUGUGCUACACUCGGGAAUACCGCCAGGGAGGU